Molecule: messenger RNA, 2940 nt
Organism: Ostreococcus lucimarinus CCE9901
Lineage: Eukaryota; Viridiplantae; Chlorophyta; Mamiellophyceae; Mamiellales; Bathycoccaceae
Exons: 2
Coding region: 1-2940 (979 amino acids)
Biological process (GO): protein import into nucleus
Cellular component (GO): nucleus; cytoplasm
Molecular function (GO): nuclear import signal receptor activity
Source: RefSeq, a predicted model, not a curated record
AUGUCGGCGAGCGACGCGGAGGCGGUGCGAACGCUGGCGUGCGUGACGGUGAAGCGAAGGUGCACGCCGAGGGCGUUCGCGUCGAGGUUGACGCGCGGCGAGAGGGACGAGGCGAAGCGAGCGCUUCUGGAUCGAGCGAUGACGGCGGAGAGCAAGGCGCUGAGGAAUGCGGUGCUGGACGUUAUCGCGAAAAUCGCGCGUUGGACGGUGCCGCAGGGGGAGUGGAACGAGUUGUUGGAAUUUUUGGGACAGUGCGCGAGCUCGCCCGAGACGGCGCAUCGAGCGUUGGCGUUUAAGUUGUUCGAGAGCCUGACGGAGACGAUCGUGAGCUCGCUGAGUCAUCACUUUAAGACGUUGGCGGGAUUGUUUGCGAACGGACUCGUGGACGCGCACGAUGAGGUGCGGGUGAGCGCGCUUCGCGCCGUCGGGGCGUUGGUGGCGAACGCGUCGGGCGAGCCCGAGGAGGUGGCGGUGAUAAAGUCGUUGGUGCCGCACGUGCUCGAGGCGGCGAAGACGGCGGUGUCGAACGAAGACGAAGAGUCGGCAUCGAUCGUGUUUGAGGUCCUAGAUGCGCUCACGGAGAGUCGCACGAGCGCUUUGAGUGGACACGUGCCCGCCGUCGUCGGCUUUUGCAUUCAAGUCGCCACGGCGGAACGCGAGCUCGGGACGAGCGCGCGACGACGCGCGUUAGACGUGCUGGCGUACAUGGCGCGUCACAAACCAAAGGCACUGACAAAGUCUAAGCUUGUCGAGCCGAUGCUGGCCGUGUUGUGCCCGCUGUGUGGUGAGCCCAAGGAAGCCGAGCUCGCGGGCGAGGACGAUCUCGAAGACGAAGACGAGGUGCACAUACAAACCGUAGCGAGUCAGCUCAUUGAUAUUUUAGCGCUUAAAGUGCCGGCAAAGUAUGUCCUUCCGACGGUUCUGUCAUUCGCCGCGGCGAAUAUCAACAAUGCAUCGAACGACCGCUUGCGUCACGCCGCAGUCGCCGUGCUCGGCGUCGUCACCGAAGGGUGCGCCGAGGGCGUGCGCGCGCACGCGAGCACCAUCGUGCCGAGUGUGGUCGGACGCUUGAGCGAUCUAAAUGGACCCGUGCGAGGCGCGGCGGCGUUUACGCUCGGACAGUUUGCCGAGCACCUUGGGUUGACGUUGGAAGACCCGGACAUGCACAAGCAAGUGCUGCCGAGCUUAUUCACCGCGCUUCCGGUUGAGCAAGUGAAGAGCGUGCAAGAGCGCAUGAUGUAUGCAAUGGAUGCGUGGUUGGAAGACGUUCAAGACGAAGUCGGCGUGUACGUCAAACCUUUGCUCGACAUAGUCUUAUUAGCUCUCGAUAGCGGUGCCAAGCGCCACGUGCGCGAGAUGUUACUUUCGGCGCUCGCGUCCGCGACGGCGUCGAGCGGGGACAAGGUGCAUCCGUACUUGGGCGAACUCUUGCCUAGACUCGAUCGUUGCUUGUCUCUGACGGCGGAUGAAGAAUUGAACGUUCGCGCGCGCGCGUUAGAAGUGCUGGGGAUGUUGAUUUCGGCCGAAGGUGGCAAGGAGGCCAUGGGACCGCACGUGGAAAACGCCAUGCAAGCCGGGCUCUCUGGGUUCGAGCUCGAUUUUGCCGAGCUCCGGGAAUACGCCCACGGCUUGUUUGGCGAAGUGGCGGAGGCGCUCAAGGAAGAUUUCGAUCGCUACCUCGCCGUGUGCGCGCAGAAAGCGUUCGCGUCGCUCGAACUGGACGAUGGUAUCAUGUUUGACAGCGAGGACGAAGCCGAUCGCGAAGAGUUGGAUUCGGACGACGACGGCGACGGCGACGGCAUGACGGAUUAUAUGCACGAGAUGGUGCGCGUGCAGGCGCACCUUGCGCUCGCGCAAACUACGAUCGCGGCACUCAGCAUCAACCCCGAAGGCGCGAAAGAACUGGUGAACGACUCACUCUCGGCCACGAUUCGUUGUGUUUUAGAAGACGAAGAUCGGGAUGCGGUGGCCGCGUCCGUGGAAGCCGCGGCGCUUCUCGUAAACAUUCUCAAAGAACAUCGCGGGGUAGACGUCUCGCAGCACGUCAUCGAUCUCACCGCGGCAAGUUUGGAAAUUCUAGAGGGCAACACGUUCUGUCAAGUCGAAGAUGGGUAUGACAGCGAAGAAGGCGACGAAGAAGGCGAUGAAGACGAAGACGAAGACGUCGAAGCGGGCUUGGUUGUCAUCGAAGCCGUCGCCGAGCUCUUACCUGCGCUCGCGAUGUACAUGGGAGAGACGUUCGCGACGCACUUUGUGCCGCACUUCAACGCUUUGAUGAAGCGCACGGAAGAAAAUCAUACCGAAACCGAGCGUUCACUGUGCUACGCGACGCUCGUCGAGGUGGUGCGCGCCGUCGGUGCGCCCGCUGCGGGAUGCGCCGUCGUUGCGCUCCCGAGGUGUUUGCGUGACGUCGCGUCUCUGGACGUCGGUUUGAGGCGCAACAGUAUUUAUUGCAUCGGUAUACUGGCGCAAAUAGGUGGUGCGAGCGCGAUAGAUUUCCACGGCGCCAUCGCGGAGGCACUCGCGCCGAUGACGCGAGCGGACCGAGAAUCCGACGGCGGCGUUCGCGAUAACGCCGUGGGCGCCAUCGCGCGUUUGCUACAAGUCAUCGACGGCGGUCAUGCUCGCGAAAACGCAUCCGCACUGCUUGAUGUCGUUCUCAACGCGCUACCCUUGCGAAACGAUUUAGAAGAAGGCCCGGACGUCUACCAUUGGCUCGCGUCGACGAUUACGGAAAAUCCAACCUCGCUCGCCGACGCCGCGAUGACUCGCAUCGUCGGUAUUUUAGCCGAAGUGGUCACCGAUGGUGCGCUCGCACCGAUAGACACGUCGCGAAUAUUAGGAAUCGCGCUCUCGCGCGCCGAAGAUCAGCGCGUGCGAGCUACGCUCUCCAGUCUGCCCGCGCAGAGUCAAGACGCGAUUCGUCGAGCCGGGGCGUAG